CCUCACCCCCGCCCCGCGCCGCCGCGUCUCCAGGGCUCCCGGCAACUAGCUUGGAAAGGGCUUCCCUCGCGCUGAGGAGCGACCGGCCGGCGCGGAGCAGGCGCGGCGCGUGUGGAGAGAGCCGCGGAGCGGAGAGCGGGCCCGGGCGGCGCCGGAGUGGACUCUGGUCCCGGGAGCGCGGUCGGCGCCGGAACGCGGACCCGGAGGCACCGGAAUGCAAACAAAGCUCGCGGGCGCCCGUGCAGGGCUCUUCACGGAGCCCGGAAAGUUUGUUUUAUGAUGGCUUGAGAGCGCGAGAGAGUCGGGCGAGGAGGCUCGAGUAGCUCGCUCCCGCGCUCCGAGAGAUGCUUCUCCCGUGAGCCCGCCGCUCCGGGGGCUCGUGCUGUGGGGGCACCUGUCUCUCGUUUUAGCAGUUUUCUUUUUCUUUUCUUUUUCUUUUUUCUUUAAUUUGAAUUUUUCUUUCGAGGAGGGGCUGUAACUCAUCAUGUCGAAAGUGAUCCAGAAGAAGAACCACUGGACUGGCCGCGUUCACGAGUGCACCGUGAAGCGGGGACCCCAGGGCGAGCUGGGGGUGACGGUGUUGGGGGGCGCGGAGCAUGGGGAGUUUCCGUACGUGGGGGCGGUGGCGGCGGCCGAGGCGGCGGGGCUUCCCGGCGGUGGCGAGGGGCCGAAGCUGGCCGAAGGUGAGCUGCUGCUGGAGGUGCAGGGGGUCCGGGUGUCCGGCUUGCCCCGCUAUGACGUGCUGGGAGUCAUCGACAGCUGCAAGGAGGCCGUCACCUUCAAAGCCGUCAGACAAGGAGGAAGACUCAACAAGGACCUUCGACAUUUCCUCAACCAACGGUUCCAGAANGGGUCUCCGGAUCAUGAGCUCCAGCAGACCAUAAGGGACAACCUCUACCGCCAUGCUGUGCCUUGCACAACCCGGUCUCCCAGAGAAGGAGAAGUGCCUGGCGUGGAUUACAGCUUUCUGACUGUGAAGGAGUUCUUGGACCUCGAGCAGAGCGGGACCCUGUUGGAAGUCGGCACCUAUGAAGGAAACUAUUAUGGGACACCCAAACCUCCCAGCCAGCCAGUCAGUGGGAAAGUGAUCACGACGGAUGCCUUGCACAGCCUGCAGUCUGGCUCCAAGCAGUCGACCCCUAAGCGAACAAAGUCCUACAAUGAUAUGCAAAAUGCUGGCAUAGUCCACCUGGAGAAUGAGGAGGAGGAGGAUGUCCCUGAAAUGAACAGUAGCUUGACAGCCGACUCUGGAGACCAGGACGAGCACACUCUCCAAGAAGCAACGCUCCCGCCUGUGAAUAGUAGCGUCCUCGCUGCUCCCAUCACGGACCCUUCUCAGAAGUUCCCUCAGUACCUACCUCUUUCUGCAGAGGAUAAUUUAGGUCCUCUACCUGAAAACUGGGAGAUGGCCUAUACUGAAAAUGGAGAAGUCUAUUUCAUAGACCACAACACGAAAACAACAUCAUGGUUAGACCCUCGGUGCCUGAACAAACAGCAGAAGCCUCUGGAAGAAUGUGAAGAUGAUGAAGGGGUACACACCGAGGAGCUGGACAGUGAANUAGAGUUGCCUGCUGGCUGGGAAAAGAUUGAAGACCCUGUCUACGGUGUCUACUAUGUAGACCACAUCAACAGGAAGACGCAAUAUGAAAACCCAGUCCUAGAAGCCAAAAGGAAGAAACAGCUUGAACAGCAGCAGCAACAGCAGCAGCCUCAGCCACCGCAGCCAGAAGAGUGGACAGAGGAUCAUGCAUCUGUUGUGCCUCCUGUUGCUCCUUCCCAUCCCCCGAGCAAUCCGGAGCCAGCCAGGGAAACUCCACUUCAGGGCAAACCUUUUUUUACAAGAAACCCCUCUGAGCCUCUCCUAAAUGAGGGUGAAAGGGAUGUAAUUGUGAGUGUGAAUGACACCUGUGUUUUGGGACACACACAUGCUCAAGUUGUGAAAAUCUUCCAGUCCAUUCCCAUUGGUGCCAGUGUGGACCUUGAACUCUGCAGAGGUUAUCCAUUGCCUUUUGACCCGGAUGACCCUAAUACAAGUUUAGUGACCUCGGUGGCCAUUUUGGACAAAGAACCAAUUAUUGUAAAUGGACAAGAAACCUACGAUUCACCAGCGAGCCACAGUAGUAAAACAGGCAAAGUCAGCAGCAUGAAGGAUGCCAGGCCAAGCAGCCCUGCUGAUGUGGCUUCCAACAGCUCUCAUGGUUAUCCCAACGACACAGUCUCCUUGGCUUCCUCCAUAGCCACCCAGCCAGAGCUAAUAACUGUUCACAUAGUCAAAGGGCCAAUGGGAUUUGGCUUUACGAUCGCAGAUAGUCCCGGUGGGGGUGGCCAAAGAGUGAAACAGAUUGUUGACAGUCCACGCUGCAGAGGUCUCAAAGAAGGGGAUCUUAUCGUGGAGGUGAAUAAGAAGAACGUGCAGGCCCUGACNCACAAUCAAGUCGUGGAUAUGCUGAUUGAAUGUCCCAAGGGAAGUGAGGUCACACUGUUGGUGCAGCGAGGAGGGCUACCAGUUCCCAAGAAGAGCCCAAAGUCGCAGCCACUGGAGAGGAAAGACAGCCAGAACAGCUCCCAGCACAGCGUCUCCAGCCACCGGAGCCUGCACACUGCAUCCCCGAGCCACGGCAUACAGGUGCUCCCUGAGUACCUACCUGCAGACGCCCCUGCUCCAGAUCAGACUGACAGCUCUGGGCAGAAAAAGCCAGAUCCUUUUAAAAUCUGGGCCCAGUCCAGGAGCAUGUAUGAAAACCGACCUAUGUCACCUUCGCCUGCAUCAGGAUUGAGCAAGGGUGAAAGAGACAGAGAAAUCAAUUCCACGAAUUUUGGAGAAUGUCAGAUUCCAGAUUACCAGGAACAGGACAUCUUCCUCUGGAGAAAAGAAACCGGAUUUGGAUUUAGGAUUCUGGGUGGAAAUGAACCAGGGGAACCCAUUUAUAUCGGUCACAUCGUACCGCUGGGUGCUGCUGACACAGACGGCCGCCUGAGGUCUGGAGAUGAAUUAAUCUGUGUGGAUGGGACACCAGUAAUUGGGAAAUCACACCAGCUCGUGGUCCAGCUUAUGCAACAAGCUGCCAAGCAAGGCCAUGUCAAUCUCACAGUGAGGCGGAAAGUGGUGUUUGCCGUCCCCAAAGCAGAGAAUGAGGUGCCCUCACCAGCCUCAUCACACCACAGUAGCAACCAGCCCGCGUCCCUGACGGAGGAGAAACGCACACCGCAAGGCAGCCAGAACUCUCUGAACACUGUGAGCUCCGGCAGCGGCAGCACCAGUGGCAUUGGCAGUGGUGGCGGCGGGGGCAGCGGUGUGGUGAGCGCUGUGCUACAGCCCUAUGAUGUGGAGAUUCGGCGUGGGGAGAACGAGGGCUUCGGGUUUGUCAUCGUGUCCUCUGUGAGCAGGCCCGAAGCGGGCACAACCUUCGGUCGAAUUAUUGAGGGGAGCCCUGCUGACCGCUGUGGCAAGCUGAAAGUAGGAGACCGGAUCUUGGCAGUAAAUGGAUGCUCCAUCACCAACAAAUCCCAUUCUGACAUUGUCAACCUAAUCAAAGAAGCGGGCAACACAGUGACUCUCCGCAUCAUCCCCGGGGAUGAGUCCUCAAAUGCCACGCUGCUGACUAAUGCUGAGAAGAUUGCCACCAUCACCACCACUCAUGCCCCCUCUCAGCAGGGGACCCAGGAAACAAGGACCACCACCAAACCAAAGCAGGAUUCUCAGUUUGAGUUCAAAGGACCACAGGCUGCACAGGAGCAAGAUUUCUACACUGUGGAAUUGGAAAGAGGGGCCAAGGGAUUUGGCUUUAGUCUUCGAGGGGGGCGAGAAUAUAACAUGGAUCUUUACGUUCUGCGCUUGGCAGAGGAUGGUCCUGCAGAAAGAUGUGGGAAGAUGAGGAUUGGCGAUGAAAUUCUAGAGAUCAAUGGUGAGACCACCAAAAACAUGAAACACUCUCGGGCCAUAGAACUGAUCAAGAAUGGCGGCCGCAGGGUCCGUCUGUUUCUGCGGCGGGGAGACGGCUCGGUCCCAGAAUAUGACCCCAGCAGCGACAGGAACGGCCCCUCCACCGGUGCACAAGGUGUUCCGGAAGUGAGGCCGGGGCCGCCAGACCACAGACCGCAUCCAGCCUUGGAGUCCAGUUACCCACCCGAUCUUCACAAAUCAUCACAACAUGCCGAAAAGCGAGCACACGCGAAGGAUCCAAAAGGCAACAGGGAGCACAGCAAACAACCCAACGAACAUCACACCUGGAAUGGAACUUCUAGAAAACCAGACAGUGGGGCAUGCCGGCCCAAAGACCGGCCACCCGACGCAUGGAGAGAGGCGCAGCCAGAGCGGACAGCCACCAAUGGCCCAAAGAGGAGGUCACCGGAGAAGCGCAGGGAAGGCACCCGCAGCGCUGACAACACUUUGGAGAGAAGGGAGAAGCAUGAGAAGAGAAGAGAGAUGUCUCCCGAGAGGAAGCGAGAACGUUCACCCACGCGGAGAAAAGACAGCUCCCCGAGCCGCCGGCGGAGGUCCCUCGAAAGACUCCUGGAUCAAAGACGGUCCCCAGAGCGCAGAAGAGGGGGCUCGCCCGAGAGGAGAGCCAAGUCCACCGACAGAAGGAGGGCCAGGUCCCCUGAGCGCAGGCGAGAGCGGUCACUGGACAAAAGGAACCGGGACGACAAGGUUGGCCACCGAGAAAGAGAGGAGGCUGGUCUGAAGCUGGAAGCAGGGAGAAGCCCCCGAAACCCCCCAGAGCAGAGAAGGCGGCCUUACAAAGAAUGUAGCACCGACCUCAGCAUCUGAGACUCAGCAUUGCAACCUUUACCGUGUCAAAGGUUCUAAGAGGAAGGUCGCAAAACGAAAUCAUUUAGUUUCUUACCUGAGGAAGCAUCUGACACCUGAUAGUCCUAAGAAUAGUAACGAACAUUUUAUGCAUCUGAAAUCUUAUAAGGAAAAAAUAUAUAUGAAAAGUCUUGUGCCUGGUGUAAAAUAUUAAAGAAAGUAUUUUUAAAUGCAUACUUUUUUUUUGAAAAUUAUUUGCCAAAAUACUGGCCCAAAGGGAUAUACAUUUUGUUUCUUCACAAGCUAUAGAGUUGUUCCUUCUUUGGGGCAAGCUCUUUCUCUCUUAGAUAAACAGGGCUGUUGGUCAUGUCCUAUAAGUAAAUGCAAUUAAAUUUCACUCAAUAGAAACUGUUCCGAAGUGAUGUAGUGCUGUACUGUAAACCCGUUUUCAGAAAAGCAGAACGCAAAAAGACAAACUUGUACAGACUGAGGAUCUUUUAGGAUGGAUUAGAGUGGCCAGUGAGCCUAAAAUUCAGCAAACUAUGUGACAAGAGUACUACUGCAAAUGAAGGAUAUUUAUGACUACAGUGUGCAGCACUAAGAGACCUUAUGAUCUUAAGUUAUAGUUGCUAUAGUCAAAGAAUGGUCUGUGCGCUCCCUGACCCAGGAAGGUGCAGAAACAGGGUUGGCUGCCAUUAACCAAACCCAGCCUUAGCUCAGAGGGUCAGGUUCAUCAGGCCCUGCCACAGAACGAAUACAUCUCACCUGCAGCAGUGCCCAUUGCAAAGCAUCAGCCUCCGGAUAGAACAGACAAGCUCCUUCUGGGUUGUCUGGUCCAGUCUGAAGCCGAGUAGAUCCGAAUAUAGGACCCCAUGCCUCUGGGAUGAGGGAGAUGUCUGUAAAUGUCUCCAACAUGGAAAGAGUCCCCUCCUCCAGGGUUUAGCAUAAGCCCCUGCUUGCCUUCUGCCCAGUGGGAGCAGAGGAAUGAACUGUGGUGGAGGAAACCUCUGUCAUGAUAUUUUAAAAGGAUAUUUUAAAAGGAUUGAGGCUGCAUAUUCCCAGAAUAGUUGAUCAUGCACUUUGAAACCAUAAUCCAAGUCCUAAGGAUUGAGUGAAACGUGAUGACACCAGUGGGUCUUGAUCUGUCUACUGGGAAAUGACCCUGUCCCUUGGGUUUGGGGACAGCAAAGGAAAGUGUAAUGGUUUUUCUUGCUAAAGUAGACCCAUUUUCUGAACCCUCAGAAGGUGUGGUUGUGUGGGCUGUAGCCCUGAGAAAUGGUUUAAGUGGAUUACUGCCUAGCUGAGCCAAAGUGUUUGCUUGUACCUGUAGGACCACUACAGCAAACCCUGCUGACAGAGCAUUUGUAUUUCUGUAGUACAGGGUUGGGGUUUUUUGGGUUUUUUUUGUUUUUUUGUUUUGUUUUGUUUUUUCAUUUUCCCUUCAGACACAAAACUUUUCAAGUCAAUCACUGUUGUUCCUGUGGUACUGUAAUAAGGGAGAGGGCAAAAAAAGAGAAAACAAAAACAAAAAAAUAGAAAAGAAAAUCCAGCCUAUCAUUGUAUGUAGAGUUUAAAAUUGUAAUUAAUAGAGCCUGUUUAAAAAAAAAAUAAAACAACUGUUGCCUUUUUUUUGUAUAAAAGAGAAUUUAUGACAGAAGUCUAGCUGUGGGGAACGUGACGUGUGUCUAUAUUUCUGAAUAUGAACAGAUUGAUUCUUGGGGAUAUACUUUAUUGUAAACUAAAUCAGGUAUGUAAAGUUGUUUUAAAAUUAUAUAAGUAAUCGCUACAGCUUUAGUUUGUUGGGGCUAUUGUUUCCCCACAGAGAGACUGCUCAUGAAUAAUCAAGCAUUCAUUUGCAUUCUCUGUUCUUCAUUUAUUUCUUGCUUAACACACUCUCUGGGUUGAUGAAAAGCAAUGUGUGGGCCAACCUUUUUAUAAGACACUAUGCACAUAUAAAUAUUACAUUGUUCAUAGCUUUAUUUGACUUAGGGUUUAUAUAUAACAUUACACCAAGUAGUUCUAGUUAUAUGGACAUUUCUCCAAAUUCUCUGAAUCAAACACAAUAUACAUGUUAUAGCUAAAGAGGGCAGGGAGUCUGUGACUGCUACUUCUACUAUUGGAGUUUUCCCUACAAAUCAUACAUUGGCAAUAGUAUUAGGCUGAGGAAGACUCCUGCUGCGUGGUGAUGUUUAUUUUAUCCAAUUUCCUGAGAGCCAGCAUGGAGGUUGCUCUUGACGUUCUAUAGCUAGGAUUUUUCUCACUAGUUCUAGCACAGCCCAUGAUGUUAACUCAUGGAUUCAUUCCCUUGAUCAUGGUCUAUGGGUUUUAAACAAGUUUUAAAAAAAAAAAAAAAUCAAGGUUGGUUUUUUAUUUUUGGGAAUGAACAUCAUGAUAUGUGUCUCAGUUUAAGAAAUGGUAUAGGGCAUUUAAAGUCAGUGCCGAGCCCGGCUCGGUAUCUGAGGACUUCUGCUGUGACAAUUUCACCUUAAAUUCCAUACAUCAGAUUUGAGUUGAAAGUACUGCACUGUACGGGAAACUACAUGUGCUAAGCCGAAACCUAGAUGUCUCUUCAAUCUACUGUAGCCUAUAUUGGAGACUGAUUCUUGUGAGCCUACUUCCCUAACCUUUCACUUCCCAUAAGAGUGCUGAUGAGGGGUGAGUCUUCUGUAUGAUUAAAUCAAAACAGUUUAAGACUCCCCAGCCCCCAUGACACAACCUGAAAGGAUGUUCAGGGGUCGGGGGAGUCAAUAGCCUACUUGUAUUUUUUAAGUUUCUUUUGUGAAAGAUUUUUUAAUGCAUUUUUACUGUAAAAAUACAUGGAAGUGUAUGCAUUCCAUAACCACUGUUGCUUCUGGAUUGGUAUCUUCUUCGUCUCCAUGUGGUCUCAAGUGUAUCAAGGUCAAGUAACUACCGAGGGUCCCACGACUGCAACUCUUGAAGUAUCUAUCUCUGAUGAUGAAAGGGGUUCUUCACUAUGGAGAAGUGCCUUGCUAUUCAAAAUGUAGCACAUGACCUAGCUGCCUUAUGAUUAUCAGGGGGGUUUAUUAGAAGUGUAAAACCUCAGACCCUGCUCCAGACUUCCAUAAUCAAGCCAUGCACUUAGCAAGAUCCUCUGCUAAUUUGUAUGUACACGAACUAUAGUCGCAGACACCUAGUAAUAGCAACUUCCUCAAAGCCAAGAGUCAAGUCACUUAAGGAUGUGCUACCUGGCCAGGAGGCUUCCUUAGUCUCUUGAAGCCUCCCCUUCCUCAUCUCUGAAGGAGCAUACCCCACAGAGUUAUAGGUCAGAAUAAGUGCAAAGUGCUCAGAGCUUACCUGGCAGACAGAUCCUGAGCGNGUGACAGUCCCUGCAGUUAGCACUUCCCUUAGUUAUAAAACCAGCAAGCCAUGCAGUUGUACUGGGGACAGAUGGGAUUGAAAUNUGUAGCCAGAAUGCUAUGUUUUGAGAUAAAAAUUGGGUCUCAGCAUAACAUGGGGGUAAAUACAUAGGUGGAGUCANGUGUACUCCCAAGUCAUACAGGAAGUCAUCUGAGCUGACCAUGGAGCUUCAACAAUCCAGUUUCCUUCUAUUUUCAGUGUGUUUGACAUGGUGACUGGCAUUUUUUCCUAAGGAGCCUAAGAACCUGAAGAUUCAAAGAGGGCAUUGUGUAGACUAGUAAGCUUGCCACAGCCUGGCUCUGUUUGCUGCGUUAUGCUUUAUUUUAUCACCAACAUGGUAAUUACGAACAUUGCCUCUUUAGUAUCUCUUUUGUUGAAGAUGGUAUCUAGCACAGGCCCCCAGCGUAACCCAACAAUUGAAGCUAUUUGUAAAGCCUUUGUGUCCAAAAGUUCUUUACCAGCACUGAAAGAAUGUCCUGAAACUCAGUUACUGCUAUCAGGACUUUCCNGCUGGUGCCCAAGCUGAGUCUACUUCUGAUGUUCCGAAUUAAUCUUGAAAGGAAUAGCCCUUUCAGAUUCUGUGAUUAUGAGACAACACAAUCAGCGUGAGCNUUCGGUACAAUCAGCNGGGAGUGCUUUUACAAUAGAGACCAUAAGCUCCAAGGAGGGGAGAAUAAAAGCUCCCACCAUAAUUAUUUGGUGUAUGUUUCACAGCNAUGGGCCUAACANGAGCCAUUUUGACAAGCUUCUAUGUACUGAGGUCAUCAACAAGGGACCCAAAAGGUAUAGUAGGAUUUAAUUAGUGCAGGCUUUACUUGUUGGCUGGAUUCAAAGCACGUAGGAGUUCAGUCAGAUGUUGCAUUAGAACAUGUUCUUUAGCNCAGCAUAUGAUGGCCUAACAUUUA
Molecule: messenger RNA, 9033 nt
Organism: Mus caroli (Ryukyu mouse)
Lineage: Eukaryota; Metazoa; Chordata; Mammalia; Rodentia; Muridae
Source: RefSeq, a predicted model, not a curated record